Messenger RNA from Cuscuta europaea, 1199 nucleotides. The record is from the annotation of a GenBank genome assembly. Lineage: Eukaryota; Viridiplantae; Streptophyta; Magnoliopsida; Solanales; Convolvulaceae.
UAACAAAAGUGUUCAACAAGAAAGGUUCCAUCAUAAAUAAAAGUUUCAGUUUAUGCAUCAAUAGUUAGUGAUAAAUAUAUAUGUAUUAUUUGCAGUUUUAUUCCAUGCAAGGCAAAUCGAUUUGUCAUGCCAUGUGUUACGAAGAAGUUUGAUGAACCCAUUUGCUCUUAUACACGUGCUUCAUCAGAAUUGAGGAAAGCUUGGUUGAGUUUAUUCAAGGAGAAGUAUUAUUGGAGACCGGAAUAUGAGUCACGCAUUAAAAAGAAUUUCAAUAAAAAGGGAUCAGAAGGUUUAUCGCGUGCACUAUCUAGUGCUCGGAAAAAUAAACAACGUCCCGAAUGGAUCAUUCUUCCAAUAUGGGUUCAACUGCUUGAGCAAUGGAGGGAUGGAAAGUUCAUUAGUAAAUGCAAUACCAAUAAAAAAACAAGAACUCUGAUGUGGGCAUGGCGUUGCACACGGGGGGAUCUAUCCCCAUCACAGAGCACUGCCGACGAUAUGAGGAAAAGUAUCAAGAAACAGCACCCCCAGAAAAAAUAUUUCUGCUAACACAUACAAAAGGAGACGGAACAUUUGUGACACCAAAAGCUAAAUCAAUCUAUGACUCAUAUGAAGAACUAAAGUCAAAAGUGUCAAAUGCCAAGUCUCAAGAUCUAAUGUUGAAGGCUGCCGGAGGGCGAAAAAAAUGAGGAAAAGUUACUGGUUUUGCCGCAGCAAGUAUUUAUUUCUUUCCUUCAGCCUCUACAUAUGAGAACAUUCCACAACAAUCAUACGAGGAUAAAUUACUUCAACAACGUGUGGAGCAAGUAGAGAAGUCCAAUAAUGCUCUUCUAGACACUAACAAAGAACUUGUGCAGUUUAAGGAAUCUGCAUCAGUUACUAUAGCAGAAAUGCAAGCCAUCAUUACAACUAUGAAAAUGGCACAACCAUUGCAACACGGUGCAUUUAUGAAUGUGAUCCCUAAUAUGCAACAAGGUACGUUCAUGGGCUCUGUUCCACACAAUCAACAAAGUGCUUACAUAAAUAUUUCUCCACAACAGCCCCAAGUGGGAUCUUUUAUGAGCAUGUUGAUGCCCCAACCUUCUCAAGUCUUCAACAAUGGCUACAAUCAUUCAAACCGGGGUGAAAAUGGAUGUGAGGAUGUUGAAGAUGAUCUCAAUCAGUGACUUUGUAAUCCUUUUAAUUUAAGCAAUUUUAAUUUC